This is a messenger RNA of Didymosphaeria variabile, 474 nucleotides long. It is a transcript of the gene hus5, whose product is annotated as SUMO conjugating enzyme Hus5. The record is from RefSeq and is a predicted model, not a curated record. Gene Ontology annotation, molecular function: SUMO conjugating enzyme activity. The transcript has 3 exons. Gene Ontology annotation, cellular component: nucleus. Gene Ontology annotation, biological process: protein sumoylation. Bases 1 to 474 code for a protein of 157 amino acids. NCBI's taxonomy places the organism in Eukaryota, Fungi, Ascomycota, Dothideomycetes, Pleosporales, Didymosphaeriaceae.
AUGUCGCUGUGCAUGAAUAGGCUCUCUGAGGAGAGGAAGCAGUGGCGACGCGACCAUCCGUUUGGCUUCUUCGCCAAACCCGUGCGCAACUCACAAGGCAUGAUGGAUCUCAAGAAGUGGGAAGUAGGCGUACCCGGCAAAGAGAAGACUAUAUGGGAGGGCGGACUGUUUAAGCUUGAAGUCACAUUUCCCGAAGAGUACCCCACGAAGCCGCCAAAGUGCAAGUUCAACCCCCCGCUCUUCCACCCCAACGUUUACCCCUCCGGCACCGUCUGCCUUUCGAUUUUGAAUGAGGAAGAAGGCUGGAAGCCUGCGAUCACCAUCAAGGAGAUCCUGCUGGGUAUUCAGUCGCUGCUUGACGAGCCAAAUCCCGAGUCGCCCGCACAGGCCGAUGCGUUCAAUCUAUUCAAGAAGGAUAAGGUCGCGUAUGAGAAGAAGAUUCGGACGAUUGUCAAGGAGAAUCCUGCGCCGUAG